CCUCACUUCCCCCUUCCCACCCAAUUUUCCUCUCCGCCUGGAAAACCCAAGAACCGAAACGAGGAACGGGAAGACGGAAAUGCAAUCCACCAGGAGCUGAGUACAGAGAUUCAUCAGCUUGCUCCCAUUUUCCAUCUGAAAUCCCUGCCGUCUCCAGCCCUUCUUCGCUGCUUUUGUUGCAAGCUGGUACGCAGAAAUUAGCAGUGAAAAACAUGGCGGCACUCACUUCAGUCUCCUUCUCGCCGGCGAUGGGUCACUCUUCCGCUGACGGAAGGUCUUCCUCCUCUUCGUCUUCUUCCUCCGCCCGCUCUCUAGCUUUCUCCACCUGCGAAGCCUUCCGUUUCCGAACUUCCCCUUCCCCUUCGGCUCGCGUUCGUGGCUCUACCUCGUCGAUAUCUGGUUUCGUCAUCCGUUGCACGUCCGUUUCUACAGAUUUGCCUACUGUGGCCGAAACCAAGUUGAAUUUUCUCAAAGCGUACAAGAAACCAAUCCCUAGCAUCUACAACAAUGUCCUCCAGGAGCUUAUCGUGCAGCAGCAUUUGAUCAAGUACAAGAAGACAUACAGUUAUGACCCUGUAUUUGCCCUAGGCUUUGUUACUGUCUAUGAUCAGCUCAUGGAAGGAUACCCGAGCGAUGAGGAUCGCGAAAUCAUUUUCCAAGCAUACAUUAGGGCCUUGCAAGAGGAGCCAGAACAAUACAGAAAUGAUGCCAAGAAGCUCGAGGAGUGGGCAAGGACUCAGACACCCACUUCACUGGUCGAGUUCCCUUCGAGAGAAGGUGAAGUCGAGAGCACGUUGAAAGAUAUUGCAGAAAGAGCUGGCGCGGGGAAUUUCAGCUACAGCCGUUUCUUUGCUGUUGGUCUUUUCCGCCUGCUCGAGCUUUCCAGUGCCACUGAACCCACUGUCUUGGAUAAGCUUUGUGCAGCGCUAAACGUGAACAAGAGGAGCGUGGACCGGGAUCUUGAUGUAUACCGCAACCUGCUCUCCAAACUUGUUCAGGCAAAGGAGCUACUCAAGGAAUAUGUGGAGAGGGAGAAGAAGAAGCAAGCAGAACGAACAGUGUCGCAGAAGGCUAGCGAGGCUGUGAAGAACUGUUUGGGACAGCCUACCUACGUAGGGCAGCUGUAGACCAAACUGAGUAAAAAUGGCUCCACAACGGUUAUUUAUAAUUCCUUCCUCUUUAAGUUGAGGUUAGAGUUGAAUUGUGGGUUCUUCACAGCUUCGGAACUGGUCUUCGUUGCAAAUAUUGUGGGCUUGCAAUAUUCAGAUCAGUUCUGUUUCCUGUGGGAAAUGGAUGAAUAUAGAAAUUACCCCCAUCUCUAUCUUGUUCAUAGUUUUGUCUUCCUUUUUUUGCUGUUCCAACUCUAUACACAGAGUGUACGUACUUA
Linum tenue is the source of this 1387-nucleotide messenger RNA. The record is from the annotation of a GenBank genome assembly. NCBI's taxonomy places the organism in Eukaryota, Viridiplantae, Streptophyta, Magnoliopsida, Malpighiales, Linaceae.